AUUUGGGUGCCUACGUAGGAGGGAACCAAGUACAUGUCCCAGUCAUUUCCAUAAUUCAUCAUAAAUUGUGCAAGGGUGCUAUAGACGCACAAAACGACCAAGAGCCACAAAUCAAGCACACAUAUCAAAAAACAAAUGAGCUCUUAUUUUGUAAACUCAUUUUGCGGUCGCUAUCCAAAUGGCCCGGACUACCAGUUACAUAAUUAUGGAGAUCACAGCUCGGUGAGCGAGCAAUACAGGGACUCCGCCAGCAUGCACUCCGGCAGGUACGGAUACGGCUACAAUGGCAUGGACCUCAGCGUCGGGCGCUCUGCUUCCACCCACUUUGGUGCCAAUGAGAGACCCCGCAGUUACCCGGCCAACACCACCUCUGCCUCGACAGAGCCCAGGUACAACCAGCCCGCGACGUCUUCCCACUCGCCUCCCCCUGACCCUCUGCCCUGCACCGCCGUGGCCGGUUCGCCUGUCAGCGAGAGUCACCACGGGGUGAAAAACUCCCUCGCCAACUCCACCAGCACUUCGUCCAAUUCCAGCAGCAACACGCACAUCAGCAGAGACGGGGUUGGCACCUCGUCUGGGACUGAGGAAGACACUCCAGCAAGCAGCGAGCAGGCAAGUGCCCCGACCGACCAAAGCACAGCCCAGCCUUCACAGCCCCAGAUCUACCCCUGGAUGCGAAAACUGCACAUAAGUCAUGACAACAUAGGGGGACCAGAAGGGAAAAGGGCUCGGACUGCUUACACCCGCUAUCAGACCUUGGAGCUGGAAAAGGAAUUUCACUUCAAUAGAUACCUGACCCGCAGAAGAAGGAUUGAAAUAGCACAUGCUCUUUGCCUCUCAGAGAGACAAAUAAAGAUCUGGUUCCAAAACAGGAGAAUGAAAUGGAAAAAGGAUAAUAAGCUGAAAAGUAUGAGCAUGGCAGCUGCAGGAGGGGCAUUCCGUCCCUAAGCGUUUGAUCAAUUAAAAGUACUGAGCAGUAUUAGCUGACCCUGCGUCUCAUGUCAGUACUAAGUUGACUUUCUAAAACUUCCUUGUGUUACUUCUGUGAAGAAACCCUGUUCUUGUCGCCCUUAUUCAUCUUUUAAUCAUGAGCCUGUUUAUUACCAUUCUCUCGCGUGUAUAAGUAGAUCUGCUUUUAUCGUACAUUUCUUUGUCUUGGAUGGCUUUGUCUUGAAAAAAAUAAUAGAUGUUUUAACUUAUUUAUAUGAAGCGAGCUGUGUUACUUGAAGUAACUGUUAAAACAAAACUAAACAAAAAAGAACAAAAAAAGGAAGGUUAAAAAAAAAUAGGAGAGAGAGAAGGAAACCCUCCCCCGGUUUAGUACAAAUGUUAUGUGUUGCACUCAACCUGCUUAACUGUGCAUGUGUGGUCAAGUGUUAAUGUCUGUAUAGCUCCAAGCUGUUAAAAAUAUUUUUAUUCAAACUACCUAUAUAAUUCCUGUGUAAUUAAUGCUGUUGUAGAGGUGAAAUGAUGAAAUCAACUGAACUUGUCCUACGUGUAGUGAAUAGUGAAUCUGUGACGAAAACUGUGAUUCCAAGCAGUAUGUCCUUGCUGUGCCUUUGUAUAUGACUCUUUGCACGAACUCUUAGAAGUGGCUCUUAUUAAGCGCAGCUUCUGUGAUGUAUGUUUUUUGUGAACAAAGUUACAAAUAUAGUCAAAGUCUGGCUGUUUGAGCAAACUGUGAUCAGCUUUUUUUUUUUUUUGUAUUUGUUUUUAAAAAAACCUGACUGGAAACCAACAAAAAAAAAUAAACUUUCUAUUGUAAAGCU
Phalacrocorax carbo (great cormorant) is the source of this 1769-nucleotide messenger RNA. Lineage: Eukaryota; Metazoa; Chordata; Aves; Suliformes; Phalacrocoracidae. The record is from RefSeq and is a predicted model, not a curated record.